AUGCUAAAGCUGAGAACAGAAGGAACAAAAUUUUUUUCGAACGCGAUAAUGCGGUUCGCUGAAAUUUACAUAUUCAUGUCGGUCUUAUACACAUUAAACUAUUUUUACAUCAAAUAUUCCAGCGAUGAAUCAAGCGAUGACAUAAUGCCCAGAAAUGAACCGGGACUAGGACUUCAAACUUCUUCGUCGUGGGGACAAGAUCGAAUAUCUUGGAAAUCUAGCGGGGGCGUUUACGAUUCCAUGACUGAAGAGUUUUUCUUGUCCAAGGUUUUUUCUGAAUCGAUGCAACCCACCCAUGUAAUUCCAUAUUACUUCAGGGCUGAAACCACUCCAGACGAGGAAGAUAUUACCAUUACUACGUUAAUCACAUCGAAUC
Molecule: messenger RNA, 376 nt
Organism: Acaulospora morrowiae
Lineage: Eukaryota; Fungi; Glomeromycota; Glomeromycetes; Diversisporales; Acaulosporaceae
Source: the annotation of a GenBank genome assembly